CAUAUCAGAGCUUGGUGGCGCAAUGACGGUUCUGCGAUUGCUGCUCCUGGCCAUAUGCCUUAAACUGGGUCAACAAUCCCGGCAAGCAGAUGCCUUGGGAAACCAAACGGAGAAGCCCUAUCCAACAUACUGCACCACCUACGAUCAGAAGCCAGGCAAAUGCGUACACUACAGAGAAUGUCAGUACAUCGCGAAAAUAGUUUCGAAGCCAAAGAGCCAGCUGACCGCCAAGGACUUGGAAAUAAAGAGGAAUUCCCUUUGUUCUUCUAAUUCUAAAAAAAUAGUUUGUUGUGAGGAAUUCAUCAACGAUUCGGGCUUGGAGUUGCUGAAGACCAGUGAGAGUUCAUGUGGAGAAUUCGGGGAUCAGAAGGUCACAGGAGGGAGCGAGAUUCAAAUGGGAUCUCGACCUUGGGUGGCCUUGCUCCAAUUCAAUCUUUCAGAGCCCAAUGAGAGGUUAUCCUUAGCGUGCGGUGGCAUGUUGAUUACCCCUCGCUACGUCCUGACAGCCGCCCACUGCGUGAUGAAUUCAUUGAUUUCAGUUCGAUUUGGAGAGCACACAAUCUCCACGGAACAAGAUUGUAAAACUUAUGCCACAAGAGUAAUCUGUCUGCCUCCUUACCAGGAUGUUCCUAUACAGGAAGCCGUUGUCCACGAAGGAUUCGAUGAUGACACGCUUCACUAUGACAUAGCGCUUCUCCGCCUUUCAAGAUCUAUCGAGUUAACCCAGUUCAUCAAACCCAUAUGCCUGCCCCUUUACGAGGAGGUUAGGCAGAGCAUCUGGGACAAAGGAAGACAAAACCAAAAGGUUACCGGGUGGGGCAUAUACGAGCAGAAUGUGCUAUCCGAUGUGCCCAGGGAGGGCGAUGUGACCCGCCUGAGCCUCGACCAAUGCUCCAUGGGUAGGAAUAUAUUGCUGAUUGGUAACCAACUUUGCGUCAGUGCCUUCCAAAAGGACAGCUGCCAGGGUGAUUCCGGCGGACCUCUAUUGUAUCCGUAUUUAUACCGUGGGCAACAACGAUUCGUCCAGACGGGAAUCGUUAGCAAGGGACCCAAGUACUGCGGCCUUGGAUCUUCAGCCAUUUACACGGACAUUACCAGAUUUGUGCCCUGGAUAACCCAGAAUAUAAAGUCUUAGCUGGGCCAAGAUAUCUAGACCUACAGUGAUUCACAUUUCACUUCGGCGCAUAAAUAUAAUAUUGUAUCACUUUA
Messenger RNA from Drosophila sechellia, 1209 nucleotides. Its product is annotated as serine protease grass. Lineage: Eukaryota; Metazoa; Arthropoda; Insecta; Diptera; Drosophilidae. The transcript has 6 exons. Gene Ontology annotation, molecular function: serine-type endopeptidase activity. The record is from RefSeq and is a predicted model, not a curated record. Gene Ontology annotation, biological process: proteolysis. Bases 23 to 1135 code for a protein of 370 amino acids.